AUGAAAUUCCUUGCCGCGUGCUUGACGCUCAUUAGCGCCUAUCCAUGGACGGUGAAUGCACUGCCCACCCCCGAAGACCUCACAGUCCUUGCCUACAGAGCCUGGGACUUCCGUUUGCUCAGUGAAGCUCCUCCAGUUUGCAACAGCUCCGUGAAUAAUAUCGAAUACUCCAUUCUCCACAACUCUGGCGCACAACGGCGUGACUGUCAGGUAUUGAAUGUUGCGGAAUUCAAUUCCACAAAUGUCAAGAGUAUCUCGUGGAAGAGCCCAUCGGACGUGAACCGGUAUGACCUUUGCAUGUUCAGCUCGCCUGACUGUUCAGGUGGGGAAGGUGGCCUGCUAGGGAGCAUUACCAAUGGCUGGGAGGUGUGCUAUUUGUACAAUGGGUUUGAGUCAUGGACUGUUGUUCCGAAUGGGGAGGCUUGUGUUCCAGCUGCGGCGGGUAAUGGUAGUAAAGGUGGGGAGCAAUAG
Molecule: messenger RNA, 471 nt
Organism: Penicillium expansum
Lineage: Eukaryota; Fungi; Ascomycota; Eurotiomycetes; Eurotiales; Aspergillaceae
Exons: 2
Coding region: 1-471 (156 amino acids)
Source: RefSeq, a predicted model, not a curated record